AUCUUUCGUAUAAAUUGAUAAAUUUAAAAUAACAUGGCACAUUCGUCCUCCUCCAAGUUCAUAAUGGGUCAAACGCUAUCCGAGCCGGUGACCACCAAGAAUACAUCUGGCUGUGAGAACACCAUAUAUCGUGUGGGCUCCAGUUGUAUGCAGGGAUGGCGCGUGGAAAUGGAAGAUGCCCAUACCCAUAUAUUGUCGCUGCCCGAGGAUCCGGUAGCUGCCUUCUUCGGGGUCUAUGACGGGCACGGUGGUUCAGCUGUGGCCAAAUUCGCUGGCAAGCAUUUGCACAAGUUCAUUACGAAGCGGCCAGAGUAUUUCAAUAAUGGCGUCGAUCUGGCCAUGAAGCGGGCUUUCUUGGAUUUUGACAAGGAGAUGCUGCGCAAUGGUUCGUGGGCCGAGCAAAUGGCCGGUUCGACGGCAGUUGUGGUUCUGAUCAAAGAGAAGCGAUUGUAUUGCGCCAAUGCUGGGGAUUCCAGGGCAAUGGCCAUGAUCGGGGGCAAGCCGCAUGCCCUGUCGGUGGAUCAUAAGCCAAACGAUGACGCCGAAACUAAACGCAUUCUGGCCGGCGGCGGUUUUGUUGAAUACAAUCGUGUUAAUGGUAAUCUUGCUCUAUCCCGUGCAUUGGGUGAUUUCAUAUAUAAGAAGAAUGCCAACAAGAAGCCGGAGGAGCAAAUUGUUACCGCUUUUCCGGAUGUGGAAAUACGUGAUAUAACUGAUGAUUGGGAAUUUAUUGUACUGGCCUGUGAUGGCAUUUGGGAUGUAAUGAGUACAUCCGAUGUCGGUUAUUAUGUACGCCAUCGCAUUGCCAUGGGCAUGCAGCCGGAAUGCAUUUGUGAGGAUCUGAUGAAUCACUGCCUGGCCCCAGAUGGCCAUGUCACUGGUCUGGGCUGUGACAAUAUGACUGUUGUUUUGGUCUGUUUCCUUCAUAACAAACCGUAUGAGGAUCUAAUUGUUCGUUGUGGUACCGCACAACAGAAUUCUCCCGGCGACAAUGGUGACAUCAAAACAAAUUUCUCCAAUGUCAGUGGCAAUGGCAAUGGCAAUGGCAAUGGCAAUGGCGAUCUCAGCCCAACCGAUUCUAUCCUAAGCUUGAGCCAUUCUAUCCACGAGACCACGGAUGUAUUCAAUCGUUCCAAAUCCCCAAAAUCACGCGAUCUGGACAAUGUCUAAAUCCUAAACGCUAUGCAAACUCACACGUAUUGUUGAUUACGUUCUUGUUUCUUGGCACUUGGCACUAUGUAUUUCAUUUGAUUAUCCUUAUUUAUAUAUUUUUUUGGCCACAUUUUGAUUUGUUCUUUUGAUCCCAUCAUUAAUUAUCAAAAUCUUUUGUCAAAUGAA
This is a messenger RNA of Drosophila willistoni, 1338 nucleotides long. RefSeq names its product probable protein phosphatase 2C T23F11.1 (gene Ppm1). The transcript has a single exon. The record is from RefSeq and is a predicted model, not a curated record. Gene Ontology annotation, molecular function: cation binding; protein serine/threonine phosphatase activity. Lineage: Eukaryota; Metazoa; Arthropoda; Insecta; Diptera; Drosophilidae. Gene Ontology annotation, biological process: protein dephosphorylation. Bases 34 to 1170 code for a protein of 378 amino acids.